AGUGGAGUAGAUGCUCAAAUGAUCAACAGCUGAACCGCUGAACGAAUCGUUUCACCAAACGAAUCCGAAAGACUCGAGUCAUUGAAUCAAACAAACCUUUCUCAGACUCACGAGUCGGUGAGGCAGGUGCUGUGCUCACAAAUCAGGCAGACUGUGCUUUGAACUGAAAGCUUUACCUCAUCUGACAUCUGUGGCGUUUAUGUUCGCACUCCUCCACAUUUGGAAAUACGUGCUAGAUGUUUUGUGCUCUGGGUUUUGUCCAACACUAAUUUCUUCACGGAGUCGCGUGUCGUGGUGAGUGAUGGACAACAGAAAGAGAUUGAUCACUGUUAAAAGGGCCUUUUGAAAGGCUCUUUAGAGGCACAGAUUAAAGUCCAGCAUGAUUUGCACAUUUCUGGAUACCAAGUGAUAAAGAGAAUCCCUAAAAUUUGGGAGAUUCAUGACUACAGGCAAGCGGUAGGAUCAUGGGAUGCGGCACAUCCAUUGCCAUUGAGAACCAAACACGACCCUCAGAAACAGAUGGCUCCAUCAAGCAGUCCAACCCAGCUCUGACCAUAAAAGCUGCCAUACUGAUCCAGCGUUGGUACAGACGCUAUGUUGCUCACCUGGAGAUGCGAAGACGCUACACGUGGAACAUCUUUCAGUCCAUUGAGUAUGCAGGAGAACAGGACCAGCUACAGCUCUCAAGUUUCUUCACUUUCAUGUUGGACAACUUCACUCAGAUUAAUGGGAAUGGACCAGACUUGAUCUCCCACCUGCUGGACUCUGUGGUUGAUCCUCUGACGGAGGAGGUCAGGCAGCUGAAGUACGAGCAGAUUAUGGUGCCGGAGUCGUACAGCGGCCCUCGUCUCUCCUUCCCGCUGAGCGUGACUGAUACCAAUGCCCUGCUCAGUGCCUUUAAAGAGGAGCAGACUCUUCAUGGGAAGUAUGUGCUGCAGUUACUGUAUGAAACCAAGAAGUUCCUGAAACAAAUGCCAAACGUCAUUUAUCUGUCAACGUCCUAUGCCAAAGAAAUAACGAUCUGUGGCGAUCUGCAUGGAAGACUGGAUGACUUGCUGCUUAUAUUUUACAAGAACGGUCUGCCCUCUGCGGAAAACCCCUACAUAUUCAAUGGAGACUUUGUGGAUCGAGGAAAGAAAUCUACAGAGAUUAUCAUCAUUCUCUUUGCCUUCGUUUUGCUCUACCCCGACCACAUGCAUCUGAACAGGGGAAACCAUGAGGACCACAUCAUGAACCUCAGAUAUGGAUUCACCAGAGAAGUCAUGCAGAAGUACAAGACUCAUGGCAGGGAAAUCCUGCAGCUCCUUCAGGAUGUGUUCAGUCUUCUUCCUGUUGCAACUGUAAUAGACAACAAAGUGCUUAUUGUUCAUGGUGGCAUAUCGGACAAAACUGAUCUGGACUUUCUGAGCACUGUUGAAAGGCAUAAAGUGAAGUCAGCUCUGCGUUUGCCGAAGCGCAGCACUGAUCAUCUGACGGUGCGCUCGUGCAGUCGCAGCAGCAGCAGAAACAGGGGCAGAAACAGCAGAUCCUCAAGCCGACACUCGUCCCGCAGCAGAAGGAAGAAGCUCAGCAAGCAGGGCAGCCGCUCCUCCUCUUCCUCAUCCUCCUCAUCCUCCUCUUCCUCCAUGUGUUCGCCACGGGUCUCAGCCAAAAACACUCCACGCCGCCCUCCACCGAGCCCCACAGACAUGCUCCAAGUGCCCUUUCUGGACUCAUUCGUGUCCUUGGAGCCACCAGAGCUGCCCAGAGAAGAGCUGGAGUGGCAGCAGGUUGUGGAUAUCCUGUGGAGUGACCCUAAACAUCAGAAUGGCUGCAGUCCCAAUUCUUUUCGCGGUGGAGGCUGUUACUUCGGGCCAGACGUGACACAGACACUGCUGCAGAAACACGGCCUCUGUCUGCUCAUCAGAUCACACGAAUGCAAACAGGAGGGCUAUGAGCUUUGCCACAAUGGACAGGUUAUCACUAUAUUCUCUGCAUCAAACUACUAUGAAGAGGGCAGUAACCGUGGGGCUUAUGUCAAACUGGGGCCUGAACUUGUCCCUCGCUUCUUCCAGUAUCAAGUCAGUCGAAGCACCAGAAAACUCACCCUCCAUCAGAGGGUUCGAGUAGCUGAAGGUUCUGCACUCAGGGCUCUGAAAGAGAAACUUUAUGCUCAUCGCUCUGAACUCAUGGCUGCCUUUCAACAGUAUGACAUCAAUAACACAGGCCGUAUCUCCACUAGUGAGUGGGCACAGGUGGUGGAGUCUGUUCUGCGUUUGGAUCUGCCAUGGAGAACCCUGCGCCCACGCCUGGCCCGUCUUGGCACAGAUGGCAAUGUGGAAUAUGAAUCCUGUUUCGAGGACAUCAGUCCUGGAGAGCCCAUCCCUCCGGUGACCCCGAACUUAGCUGAAACACUUUAUAGAUAUAGAACUGACCUGGAGAUCAUUUUUAACAUCAUCGAUAAGGAUCACUCAGGUCAGAUCUCCAUCGAGGAGUUUCGUCAGACCUGGAAGCUCUUCAGCUCUCAUUUAGGGGUGGCUGUGAAUGACCAGACCAUAGACGACAUGGCUCGAAGCAUAGACUUUAACAAAGACGGCAGCAUUGAUUUUACUGAGUUCCUGGAGGCCUUCAGGGUGGUGCAUAAACUGGAUGUCAAAGAGCAACAGCAGGGUUAAUUCUGGAUCACAGACAACACAGAUUUACUUUAACUUUAGUUUUUUUAACAACUUUCGGACUCCAAAUACAUCAUUUAUACAUCAUUACACAGGUUUUCAUUUCUUUCAUAAAGGUAAGUGGUUUCACUCUUUUUUGUGAUAUAAUUAACUGAAGACGGGUUAAAGAAAAUGUUCAAAUAAAUUAAAUUAAAAAUAAAUUAAAAAGUCGGUCACGACUAUUGUGUUGCACUGUAAUUCACAAGUGCGGUUUAAUUGUUUGGCAGUACGUAAGCCCAUAAUUGUGACUUCACUUUGAGUCAUGAGUCACUUCUGUUGUUGAUUUUUUUUUCUGAUAUGAGCUUUGUUCUUGUGUGUGUUUUACAACAUAGCAUCUAUUAUUAUCAAACCUAAAACGUCAAUUCGAGCUUUUGUAAGACAAGAUUUCACAUUUAAGGCUUAAAAAUUGAAGGGAGAUUAAAACAGUAAACACACACUCACACACACCCAAAAACAUUGACUACUUUGUUUUUCAUAUUUGGUCUCUGGGAUUAAGAUUGCGAGUAAUGCCACAUUUAAAUUGGAUACUAAACCCACUGUAUUACUUUUUUUUUUUUUUUUUUGACACUUACUGACACUUAUUAUUUAACUGAAAACCAUUUUUGUCAAUUAUCAUGCAAUAUCCCAACUUAGGAAAUUCGAAAGGAUGGUCUGCUUUAACUCAACAUGUAAAAAUAUCUAAUAAAUACUGUAAAUGUAAUCUCUAAAUGUUACUGUAUUUAACGUCCUAACACACUGUGUAUAAAUUAUUUCAAUGUAAAUGUAUACAUGUAUCGUAUUACUUUGUCUACAUUAUUGCUAUCAUUACAAAAAGGAAAAAAGAGGAAUAAUUGUAAAAAGUAAAGUUAAACAGAAAUAUGAAAAAACUAAAAAUAAAUCAUUUUAAAUAGUGCUGGGAUUAAUUGCGUCCAAAAUAAAUGAUUGUUUUGAAAUAAUAUACAGUUAGGUCCAGAAAUAAUUGGACAUCUACACAAUUCUAACAUUUUGGCUGAAGAAAACUGCAGGGGAGGCCCGGCCGAGCACCACCAGGGAUGAAACCCAGUGUUUGGUGAUGUCUAUGCAUUCCAAACUUCAGGCUGUAAUUGACUGCAAAGGAUUUGCAACCAAGUAUUAAAAA
Messenger RNA from Danio rerio (zebrafish), 3807 nucleotides. The record is from RefSeq and is a predicted model, not a curated record. NCBI's taxonomy places the organism in Eukaryota, Metazoa, Chordata, Actinopteri, Cypriniformes, Danionidae.